AUGGAUCUCAGGCAAAGCCACCCCGAGAGCGAACCGCAGCGCCAACGGUGCACCUUGACCGACCUUAAGCAUCAGGCUGCAGAAUAUUACCGGAGCAACGAAGUACCGCAGCGCCUGGAGGAGGUGCUCAACACCAUGUUCUACCUCCGCCCGCCAGACUUCUAUGGGCACCUGGCAAACUACUUUUCCAAAUUGUCAAAACCUCCAGUAAUAUGCAGAUUAGUUGGGAAGAAGGUGCUGGAUGGGACUGGUCAUCCAACUUUAGAAGUGGAAGUGUCUUGCCAAGUUAAGAACUGUGAUAAGACCAUUUGUUCCAGCAUGAUUUCUUCUCAUGCUGAAAUUCUUGAGAAUGCUUCCCCAGAAGUAGUGGAUGCUGAUGAAAAGGAAAGACAUGAAUCAGUAGAUAUAGCAGUUACAUGGAUAGAUGACUCAUUGAAUGAAUUGCUCGAAGGCCUUCAGCCUACUGACCAGUAUAAAGUUGAUGAGCUGCUAGGUGAAUAUUUCACAAAGAAAGCUGAGGAAGAAGAAGAAGAAAGAAGGGAAGCUGAAAAGGAAAAAGAAAAAGAGAAAGAAACCCAGGAAAUAAUGUUUCCUCCUCCACCACCUGUUACAGCACCAUCUGGAAAAAAGAAACAAGCGAAGCUAGGGAAAAAGAUUUCUGUUGUGGAAAAUCCAAUCCCACCAGCAGAACCUGCUGUUUCAGUAAUAAAGGGAAGCAUGGCUAUUGGGUGUGUAUCUCUUGCUGUUGUGAAGGCUGCUGCAACUACUAGUGACAUGCCUUUGUACUUACAGAUUGCUUUAAUGAAACACAAUCAGGAUCUGCCUGAGGAACUGAUUAUGCCAUUGCCAAUGAUAACACUUUUGAGUUAUGGAAAAUCAUCGCCUGGAAAACUAAAUCUAAUGAAAGAAGUGAUGUUGAUACCUCCAGCUUGGUUAACAGUUAAAAAAAGUGUAGAAAUGUCUCUGGAUAUUCACAAACAAAUAAUGAAGUUGCUGGAACCACAACCCAGUCCUUCAGCGGAAAGUAAAAAGUCUGCGCGAGAUGCAGGGAAAAAAGCUCCUCCACCUGUUUUUAAAAAAAUGUCUCACUUGGGCUGCAUAGUAACAGGGAGUGAAACUCUUGAACAACCGCUGACCUUGAUUCAAAUGGCUUGCACGAAUAUUGGCUUGGAAUUAGGAAUAGAUCUGUAUUUAGGAAUGAAUUGUGCUGCUCAUGAACUAAUGGACUAUAAUAAGGGGAAAUAUGAAGUAUUGUCUGGAACACUCAAGAACCCUGAUGAAAUGGUGGAUAUGUAUGUGAACCUGAUUCAUAAAUUCCCCUAUAUUAUAGCAUUGAUUGAUCCUUUGAGGAAAGAGGACACCCAACAGUGGGAGAAUUUAUGUAGUAAUCUGGGUUCAAAAUGCUACCUUAUUGCAGAACAUGCAUGUAGGAAUAUGUCUAAACAUCUAGAUGGCCAAAAGAAGAAUGCACCAAAAUGUAGUGGUCUUGUUGUGAAAUACAUCAAUGAAACUAAAAUUUCUGACCUUUUAGAAAUGACCAAGCUUUUAGAUGGUGUGAAACAUGUUUCUGUAUUUGGAAGCUCAGAUGGAGAGUCUUCUGAUGACAGUCUUGUGGACCUUGCAGUUGGACUGGAAACCAGGUUUAUCAAGUUGGGAGGUCUCUCACGUGGUGAGAGGGUGACCAAGUACAACCGCCUCCUUGCUAUAGAGGAAGAACUGUUCCAGAAUGGAAUACUAUGUUCAAGAGGUGACUUUGAAUUUAUUGAUUUUACUGAAGAUGAACAAGAAGAGGAAGAAGAAUUUUACUCCAGUGAUUUACCUGUGGAGACAGUACAGCUUGCUCUGUAG
Gekko japonicus is the source of this 1848-nucleotide messenger RNA. RefSeq names its product enolase family member 4 (gene ENO4). The record is from RefSeq and is a predicted model, not a curated record. Lineage: Eukaryota; Metazoa; Chordata; Lepidosauria; Squamata; Gekkonidae. Gene Ontology annotation, cellular component: phosphopyruvate hydratase complex. Gene Ontology annotation, biological process: glycolytic process. Gene Ontology annotation, molecular function: magnesium ion binding; phosphopyruvate hydratase activity.